UGCUCAAACUUCUCUUUAUCCACCUGUCCAUGAUUUUAUGGUCACAAGUCCAAUUUUCUCAACCUAUUAUAAGUUCUUGAUCAAACCUCCUUCAGCUGCAAGCCCGUAAUUCCCAGAUUUUUUUUUUAUUUAAAUCACAAAUAUAUAUACGCUGCUUGGUGGGUUAUGAUCAGAAAGACUCAAGAAUUGCAUUUGUUUUUGGAAUUUAUUUUAGGCCUCGACUCACCCUCAGUUUUCGCGGGCAUUCGAUAAUUUGCUUGAAAAUGGAGUUUUUUUCCGAUCAAGAAAGCAGCCAUGGGAUCAAGGGUGAUAAAAAAGCACUGGAUUCUGUCUCUUCUCCUUCUUCGUCACCCAACUCUAGUGAUUCUUCAGAAUCUGAAGAUAUAUUUGAAGAAGUGAAUUCUUCUGGUUCGUCUUCUUCUUCUCCUACGUGUGGAUCUUCAGAAUCCAGUUCCUCUUCUUUCCAGCCCCUGCAAGACAUGUCCUCUUUACUCCAAGAACUCCCUGUCAAGAGAGGUCUAUCGAGGCAUUACAAUGGAAAAUCGCAAUCAUUUACAUCAUUAUCCAACGUGAGGGCAUUGGAAGACCUUGCAAAGCCAGAAAAUCCGUACAAGAAGAAGCUCAAGUCCUGCAAAAGCUAUGGAGGGUUAUUUUUGGAACGUUGCAGCGAAGAAAACCCUCAGAGGAAUAAAAGUUCUUCGAGGUUCAUUUCAAAGAAGAUUGCUUCAAGAGGGUCUUGUUCUUCACUUUUAAGUGGAAAAAGGACUAAUUAUGGGUUUAUUCGAAAUAGGCCUUCUCCUCCUAUUCCCCGACCCCAGAGAUCCGCCAGUUCAAGUAGCUUUGCAAAUCAAGCCCCUUUGUUUGCUUAAAGGGUUUAAAUUCAGUCUUUUUCUUAUUUGGACUGCAAUAUGUGCGUGUAUAUAUGGUACCAAUAAAAAUUGUUUAGUUUCGAAUAUUACUCUUUAUUAUACGUUA
Messenger RNA from Olea europaea var. sylvestris, 975 nucleotides. RefSeq names its product putative protein TPRXL. NCBI's taxonomy places the organism in Eukaryota, Viridiplantae, Streptophyta, Magnoliopsida, Lamiales, Oleaceae. The transcript is spliced from 2 exons. The record is from RefSeq and is a predicted model, not a curated record. Bases 264 to 869 code for a protein of 201 amino acids.